AUGUUUAGGAAUCAGUAUGAUCACGACGUUUCAAUAUGGAGUCCACAAGGACGAAUUCAUCAAAUCGAAUAUGCUAUGGAAGCUGUAAAGCAGGGUUCAGCAGCAGUCGCCCUGAAGAAUCAUGACUACGCCAUAAUUGUUGCCCUUAAGAGAGCACCAUCUGAGCUCUCUUCCUACCAAGAAAAAAUCAUUCAAAUAGAUGAUCAUGUUGGGGUAGCGAUCUCGGGUUUAACUGCUGAUGGCCGACUUCUUAGUCGUUCAAUGCGUCGUGAGUGUGCAGAUAGCAGAUGGGCCUACGAUGAGCCAUUACCAAUUUCACGUCUGCUAUUUAAGACAGCUCUCAAGAUGCAAGUUCCUACUCAGAGAUAUGGUCGACGACCUUUCGGAGUUGGUAUGCUAGUCACUGGUUGUGAUGCCUUGGGACCACAUGUUUACUACCUGUGUCCAUCCUCAAACGCAUACGAUUGCAAAUGCAUAGCCAUUGGUUCUCGCUCUCAAUCAGCUCGUACUUACUUGGAACGACAUUUAGAUGAAUUUAAAGGUUCAUCUUUGGAUGAUUUAAUUUGUCAUGGAUUAAAGGCUUUAAACAGCACGUUGCCAAAUGAAGUUAGUUUGAAUAUGAAGAAUUGUUCACUUGCUAUAGUUGGAAAAGACAUGAAAUUCACAAUAUUUGAAGAUGACGAUAUUGAUCCAUAUUUGAAGUUAUUCGAAGCUACUCAAGCGGAUGCACCAACUAUCUCCGAUUCCGGUCCUACUCCAAUGGAACAGGAUCAGUCUGCGUUGUAA
Schistosoma mattheei is the source of this 786-nucleotide messenger RNA. The record is from the annotation of a GenBank genome assembly. Lineage: Eukaryota; Metazoa; Platyhelminthes; Trematoda; Strigeidida; Schistosomatidae.